AUGUCUCUCUUCGGCGACGAUGACAGCAACACGCCGCCGCGCCCAGGACAAUCGUCGUCGCUCUUCGACGACGAUCCCAAGCCCGCGGGCAGGCCGGGCAACAGCUUGUUUGCAGACGACCUUGGUGACAACGACUCGCCCUGGGCAUUCCCCACGCCCAAGAAAGCUGGCCGCGAGGCGCUCGUGAGGUCGCUGCUCCCGCCCACCGACGUGCCCGACUCGUACAUUGAUGCAUUCGACGCCCUGCUCGACGCCGGCCAUGGCCACGGCAAUGGCGUCAGUCUUGAAGGCGUGAAGCAGCUGCUGGCUGACAGUGGCAUUCCUGCCCACACCCAAUCCAAGAUCCUUGAGAUUGUGCUGCCCGCCGGUGGAAGCGCCGAGCUGGGUAGGAGCGAGUUCAAUGUUGUCUUUGCCUUGAUUGGGCUGGCCCAGGAGCACGAGGACAUCACCCUCGACAGCGUUGACGAGAGAAAACGGAAUCUCCCCGUACCCACUGUAUCCCUUCCUCAAUCCGCAAAGGCCCGCGACUCGUCGCCGGCUCCCGCUCCUGUCUCUGCAUCGACCUCUGCGUCUACUGCUCCUCCUCCACCACCACCACCACCACCGCAGGACCCCCAUCCCCCAACUCCUCCAGCUCCUCAGCGCCAGCCGACCCAGCAACAGCAGUCGCCGGCUGUAAACAAGUCAAGCGCGCCCAUGCGCAAGCAAUCUUUCGGAGACCCGGAGGCGGAUCCGUGGGGCAGCCCUGACCUGCACAGAGGCCAUAACCACGCCAAUUACACCACUAUACAACACCAGACCAACGGCUCUAGCAUCCACACCAGAGGCCGCACUACCAGCCAGUUCACCACCCACUCGACCACUGAAUCGGCAAAUCCCCAACCUGUCCAGCCCAGUUCUUUGGGCAGCGAAGGUGGUUGGGGAGGAUAUAAUGGCGGUGCAAGCCAACCCUAUGCUGCCCCCACUAUGGGAGACGGAGGCUUUGGUGCUCCUACGCGUCGAGAAGUUGCACCUAAUGCGCCACCGGAGCUGGGCACGUCAAUUGGUCGAUUGCCCGGCGCGUCUGGAAACGACGAAGUAAUCACCAUCACUGCCCUCUCGGAGAAAGAGGGCGUCUUCAUGUUCCAGCACCGCAACUAUGAAGUGGCCAGCUCGCGACGCACAACAAAGGUCGUUCGUCGAUACAGCGAUUUUGUCUGGUUGUUAGACUGUUUGCACAAGCGGUAUCCGUUCCGACAGUUGCCAUUGUUGCCCCCAAAGAGGGUUGGCAUCAACGGCAACCCGAUAGCCGCCGAUGCUACUUUCCUUGAGAAGCGAAGAAAGGGUCUGGCACGAUUCACAAAUGCCCUUGUGCGCCAUCCGGUCCUCAACCAAGAGCAAUUGGUUGUCAUGUUCUUGACUGUGCCUACGGAACUUGCGGUAUGGCGUAAGCAAGCCAACCUCUCUGUGCAGGAAGAAUUCACCGGCAAACCCCUUCCUCCGGAUCUCGAAGACUCCCUACCAAAGACCCUGCCUGAACUCUUCGACACGGUCAGGUCAGGCGUACGACGUAGCGCCGAAACCUACAUUACCCUCUGUAACAUGAUGGAGCGCCUCUGUCGCCGCAAUGAAGGCAUGGCAGCCGAAUACCAUCGCUUCUCCUCGGCACUCAACGGCCUCACGGAAGCAAGCCACGACACAUAUGCUGUGGAUACCAACGACGUACCGCUGCUGAACGAGGGCCUAAGCGCUACAGCACGGCACCUCGAUUCGAGUAAACAGCUACUCGAGGACGAAGCAAGAGGCUGGGAAGAAGGCGUCUUGGAAGACCUCAAGCGCCAAAGAGACACCCUCGUCAGCGUAAGAGACAUGUUUGACCGCCGAGACAAGUACGCCAAAGACAACAUUCCCCAACUGGAACGCCGAAUUGUCAGCAACGAGGCCAAACUGAGCAAUAUCCGCAACAAACCCGACGCCAAGCCCGGCGAGGCGGAAAAGGUCGAAGAGGCCAUUUUCAAGGACAAGGAAUCCAUAGUCCAACAACACGCCCGCGGCGUCUUCAUCCGCGAAUGCAUCCGCGACGAACUCUUAUUCUUCCAGAAAUCCCAAUAUCACAUUUCUCGCCUCCAUCAGGAGUGGGCGCAGGAACGCGUCAAGUAUGCGGAGCUCCAGGCGGAUAAUUGGCGUGCGCUUAGUGAAGAGGUGGAGAGUAUGCCUGCGGCUGAGUAA
Messenger RNA from Bipolaris oryzae ATCC 44560, 2208 nucleotides. RefSeq lists its product as uncharacterized. Bases 1 to 2208 code for a protein of 735 amino acids. Gene Ontology annotation, biological process: retrograde transport, endosome to Golgi; protein targeting to vacuole. The record is from RefSeq and is a predicted model, not a curated record. NCBI's taxonomy places the organism in Eukaryota, Fungi, Ascomycota, Dothideomycetes, Pleosporales, Pleosporaceae. Gene Ontology annotation, cellular component: endosome. Gene Ontology annotation, molecular function: phosphatidylinositol-3-phosphate binding. The transcript is spliced from 5 exons.